GCCCAAAAUCCUCAAAACACCUCUUCAAAAUGGUUCGAAUGACCGCGAUCCUGGCCACGGCUAUUCUCAGUCUCGCAUAUGCUGCUCCGCUGAGCCCUGCUCAAGAAGAAGUUAAACCACGAGAGCUAUCUUAUGUGAAUAGCCGUGCAGCGGAAUUGAGCUAUGUCAAUUCUAAGCGUGAACCGGAACUUAGCUACGUUAACUCCAAACGCGCUGAACUCAGCUAUGUGAAUUCGAAACGUGAACCGGAGUUGAGCUAUGUGAAUUCCAAGCGCGAGCCAGAGCUAAGCUACGUAAAUUCCAAGAGAGAGCCCGAGCUCAGCUAUGUGAACUCCAAACGUGAAGCCGAGCCAGAGCUCAGCUACGUGAAUUCAAAGAGAGAGCCAGAGCUUAGCUAUGUGAACUCCAAGCGGGAGCCUGAGCUGAGCUAUGUGAAUUCGAAGAGAGAGGCAGAAUUGAGCUACGUCAACUCCAAACGUGAAGCCGAGCUCAGCUAUGUCAAUUCUAAACGUGAAGCCGAGCCUGAGCUUAGCUACGUCAACUCCAAACGUGAAGCCGAGCUCAGCUAUGUCAAUUCUAAACGUGAAGCCGAGCCUGAGCUUAGCUACGUCAACUCCAAACGCGAGCCUGAGUCGAGCUAUGUGAAUUCAAAGAGAGAAGCAGAGCUUAGCUAUGUCAACUCCAAACGUUCUCCUGAACUAAGCUACGUGAACUCCAAGCGGGAGCCCGAACUCAGCUAUGUCAACUCCAAGCGUGAAGCCGAAGCCGAACUCAGCUACGUCAACAGCCGGCACACACACAAGGAAUAGGUUCCCACAUCUCACAUCUCACAUCCCACAAACCUAUUCCGUGUUUCUUAGCAAGGAUUCCACAAAGACAUCCACGACACUUUCCUCUCCCGGACAAAAACAGAAACACAAAGCAAAAUCUAAAUUGGACACACACACACACACAACCUCCCUCUCUAUUUUGAUGGAUUUAGUUUCCCUUUUUUUCAAUUUCCUUAUCCUCGUCGUCACACCAGAUCAAGGCUCUCUCAUUCCCAACUUCCAGCUUCCAACUUCCAAUUUUUCAUACACAGUACAAUCCAGUUUGCAGAAUAAAUCAAUGAAAGCACGUUACCGAUUCUCA
Botrytis cinerea B05.10 is the source of this 1131-nucleotide messenger RNA. RefSeq lists its product as hypothetical. Lineage: Eukaryota; Fungi; Ascomycota; Leotiomycetes; Helotiales; Sclerotiniaceae. Bases 30 to 809 code for a protein of 259 amino acids. The record is from RefSeq and is a predicted model, not a curated record. The transcript is spliced from 7 exons.